Molecule: messenger RNA, 2339 nt
Organism: Carcharodon carcharias (great white shark)
Lineage: Eukaryota; Metazoa; Chordata; Chondrichthyes; Lamniformes; Lamnidae
Product: polycystic kidney disease 2-like 2 protein
Exons: 15
Coding region: 101-2083 (660 amino acids)
Biological process (GO): detection of mechanical stimulus
Cellular component (GO): membrane
Molecular function (GO): calcium channel activity; calcium ion binding
Source: RefSeq, a predicted model, not a curated record
UCGUUAACGGCAUCAGCAAAUUUACCUAGCACAAGCGCUUGAGCUGGUUCCGGAGUGAUCACUCAUAUUGAAGACGACCCCAAACUCCUAGCUGGGACAUAUGGCGAAUCGUCUAUUGGGGUCACUGGCCGAUAAAUUUAAGAUACAUAACAGGAGAAAAAAAGAUGUAGUUCGAGCUAUAUACUUUCGUAAAAAGGAAUUGAACCCGAAAUCUACACUGCGAGAAUUUUCAUUUUAUUUAAUUUUUCUUUUGGAUCUAUCCAUAUUGACCUUUGGAAUGGUAAAUACCAACAUGUAUUUCUUCACCAAAGUUAUGUCUCACCUCUUCCUAGAAACCAACUCCUUUGUCAAUGGCAUAAACUUCAAGUCGAUAAGCAGCAUAGAAAAUUUCUGGGAGUAUGCAGAGGGGCCACUCCUGGAUAGUCUUUACUGGAAAGAAUGGUACAAUGGCCAGCCUUUGUCUCAAGGCAAGAGCUACAUAUACUAUGAGAAUAUCCUUUUAGGACGCCCUCAAAUUCGACAGAUAAGGGUGCGCAACAAUAGUUGUUCUAUUCAUGAAUAUUUUCAGAAGAUGUUUAAAGAUUGUCAUGAUGCUUAUUCUUUUGCAACUGAGGAUCAGUCACCUUUCGGCCCUAGAACUGGAGCGGAAUGGGAAUAUCGUCUUCCUAAUAAUGAAUUUGAGCUAUGGCACUGGGGUAGACUUGGUACAUAUAGCAAUGGUGGCUAUAUUUUCGAAUUAGCGCAAGAUAAAGUUGCCAGUCUUGGGAAAAUUAAACGCCUUAAAUCAAAACUUUGGCUUGAUAGUGGGAGUAGAGCUGUCUUCAUAGACUUUACAGUCUACAAUGCAAAUGUUAACUUGUUUAGUGCAAUCAGGCUGCUGGUGGAAUUUCCUGCAACUGGUGGAGCCAUCCCUUCUUCUGAAUUUUUCACAGUCAAACUCCUGCGAUAUGUUUCUCACUUUGACUUCUUUCUGGCUGCUUGUGAAGUUAUCUUUUGUUUCUUUAUCUGCAACCAAGUGAUCCAAGAAGCCAUAGAGCUGCACAUUCACAGGAUGGCAUACUUCAAGAAUUUUUGGAAUUGGUUGGAUUUUUUAAUUGUCCUGUUUUCUUUACUAGCCAUCUUUUACAACAUCUAUCGUACAAUAAAAGUAAGCUUAUUACUUGAGAAACUUCUGGAAAAUUCAGACACGUACCAAAACCUCUAUUUCUUGGCUUACUGGCAGAACCGAUAUAAUGUCAUAAUUGCAUUUACUGUUUUCAUCGCAUGGAUAAAGAUUUUCAAAUACAUUAGUUUCAAUAUGACAAUGACUCAACUAUCUACUACACUCUCUCGUUGUGCCAAAGGCAUUGUUGGAUUUGCCAUAAUGUUUUUUAUAGUAUUUUUUGGAUAUGCUCAGUUAGGCUACCUUAUCUUUGGUACCCGGGUAGAACAUUAUCACACUUUUGGCAACUGCAUUUUCACACAGUUUAGGAUUAUUCUUGGAGAUUUUGAUUUCCAUGAAAUUGAAGAGGCAAAUCAAAUUCUUGGACCCAUUUACUUCAUUACAUUUGUAUUCUCCUUAUUCUUUGUACUGUUGAAUGUGUUCUUGGCUAUCAUUAAUGACACUUAUUCUGAAGUCAAGGAUGACAAAACAUUACAAGAAGUAGAUUUUGACAUUAUUGAUGUGUUCAGAAAGGGUUACAACAACGUGCUUUUGAAACUCAAUAUCAAAAAACCUUUCUUUCUUGCUAAUCGAUCUGCCAAAGGAGGCCAGAAAUCUCAACAGAAUGAUUUUGAGAAGGAUGAAGAUGAUGAGCAGAAUCUUACAGAAUCUAAAAUGAGAAUAUUGCAUCGACAAAAUAUUGCAAAUAAAUAUGACAAUGAUCCUGUGCUAGAACCCACUGUCCAUCACAAGCCUGCGAAGAAUUCAGAUCAACAAACUACUGCUAAAGAUUAUCAAUUUCUGAUGAUGCGCACAGGUCAACUGGAGGAGAGAAUGAAUGAAAUGAAUUCUAAAAUAGAUUGGAUUAUGGAGCAGCUUGAGAAGCAAAGAUCUGUGCGGAGUAGAAAACAGGUUACAACUGAUAUCACUGACCUGAAUUAGAAGACAACACUUGGAAGACAUGACACUUAGGAGACAAUUUGAAUCAUAGCUCAACUUGAUUGUACAAGAAAAAUGAAAGGACAGCUUUGGUGAAAAAAAUUAUAACAACAACAGUCCUACUUUUGGAAACAUGGAUUCGCCUUUAGGGCGCAGAAAUAUCAGCAAAACGACCCUGUUUAAUAAUCUUCUUACUCUAUUUAGAAUUUAAAAAUGUAUUAGCAAGAAUGUGAUAAUAAAAACAUUGUUGCUGAUGCCA